Molecule: messenger RNA, 2135 nt
Organism: Gekko japonicus
Lineage: Eukaryota; Metazoa; Chordata; Lepidosauria; Squamata; Gekkonidae
Gene: TNIP1
Product: TNFAIP3 interacting protein 1
Exons: 18
Coding region: 112-1953 (613 amino acids)
Biological process (GO): cellular response to lipopolysaccharide; regulation of transcription by RNA polymerase II; negative regulation of canonical NF-kappaB signal transduction
Source: RefSeq, a predicted model, not a curated record
GAGAGGAAGUAAAAGAGAUGUCGGCGCUGCGCGAGCCGUAGAGCAAGGAGCUGCCUGGACCUCCAUUGGCGGCCCUGCACAGGCAUGGGAAUCAGAUAAUUACGCUGCAGCAUGGAAGGCAAAGGGCCUUAUCGUAUCUAUGACCCUGGUGGGGGAACACAGGAGGAAGCAGCUGCUGCCUUUGAACGUCUGGUGGAAGAAAAUACCCGGCUGAGGGAAAAGAUGCAAGGGAUAAAGUCGCUAGGUAACGGGGAACUACUGGAAGAGUCUCAGCUGGAAGCCUCAAGGCUACGACAGAAGGUGGAGAGUUUAGUGAAGGACAAUGAAAUGCUGAGAUCUACUUCAUCUCUGGACAAACUUGCCGAAAGAGCAGAAGGCAGCCCAGAUCUUUGCUCUUCUCCAGUAGUUCCAGCAAGAGAUCUGAAGGAGCUGGAGCAAGGCACACAGAAGCCACACUCCAGUGGGUCGUCAUCUGAAUUUGAAAUCGUUGGUGCUGACGAUAAGAAAUCUUCCCAGGAGAGCAGCAAGAAAUUGAACAUAGAGCCAUUUCAUAACGAGGACAGCAACCUCAUGCUUCACCUCCAGCGCCUGGAGAACACUCUCAGCCUCUUUGCUGAGGAGUCCGAUAAAAACCAGCUCUUUGCCCACCUGGGUCGGAUGGCCCUGGAAUUCAACCGUCUGUCCUCCAAAGUGCACAAGAAUGAACAGAGGACAUCUAUUCUUCAGGCAUUGUGUGAGCAGUUACGGAACGAGAAUGAAGAGCUGAGAGCAAAGCUGGAGAAGGAACUGGAGAAAAGGAACCAAGCUUCCGAGAAGCUGAACCAUAGAUAUUUCUCUCCUUCCCAGUUGUAUUUUGUACAUGCUGUGGGUGGGAAAGGAAUCGUUCUGGAGAAAGCAGGAGGAAAAAUCUCUUUGGGGACUAGUGAGAAGAAAGUGAGGAUACUUGAGCACCAGCGCAAUGAGCUGCUGGAGGUGAAUAAGCAGUGGGACCAUCAAUUCCGGUUCAUGAAGCAGCAAUAUGAGCAGAAGAUAACAGAGCUACGGCAAAAGCUUGCAGACUCCCAGAAAGCAGUCGUGGAGUUAGAGGCAGAGAGGGAGCAGAAGCAGCGGGAUUUUGAUCGUAAGCUUCUCUUGGCGAAAUCCAAGAUUGAAGAGGAGGAGGCAGAAAAGGAGAGGUACAGUGCAGAAGUGAAAGACCUCAAGCAGCAGGUGAAAGUACUGCAGGAUCAGCUGGUUCCAGUCACCAGGCAAAAGGAAUACCAGAAAGAGAUUCUUCGGCUAAACAAGGCCUUAGAAGAGGCUCUGAACGUUCAGGCCUCUGCACCUUCUGCCUCCAGGAGCCCAGCUGAAUCCAGUCUGAAUAUCCAACAGCAGGAGGUGGUGACCCAGAAUGAGCUCCUGAAGCAGCAGGUCAAGAUCUUUGAGGAGGAUUUCCAGCGGGAACGGAGUGACAGGGAGAGAAUGAAUGAGGAGAAGGAAGAACUGAAGCAGCAGCUGGAGAAACUUCAGAAGCAGUUAACACAUAUCAGCAACCAGCUGCGGGUCUCUAAAGAGGAUUGCCAGAAAGAAAAAGAGGAGAAGGACAAGUUGAAGAAACUGCUCAAACAGUACAAGCAGCAUUCCGGCGACAGAUUGCACCCAGAGCCACAGCCAGGACCAGUGGCCCCAGUCUACCCCAUGUACCAGUUCCCAUGUAUCCCUCCAGUCCCACCACAUGUAUACCAUGGCUACGAGGACUGGCAGCAGAUCCACUACCCGCCAUCAUCAACAAUAGCAAACGAGCGCCCUCCCGUUCAGAAUUUCCACCGUUUCCCUCCCCCAGAAUACACUUGGGGUCCACCAUGUGUCGUAGCACAAAAUCAGAACUCACAAGCAGUGGACAGUGCAAAACAGCUCCCCAAGGAAUCUGAUCCCACAGGUCAUGGGCUGCCCAAAAACCAAAGGCCUACUUAGUUCCGUGCCGAUGGGACAUAGCAUCAGAUGUAGACUUGCAGCAUGUAUGUGGACCUGCAUAUGCAGAAGGCCUCCUUGUGCUUCUGGACACAGAUCAUGGUUUGUAUAUACAGAAUACAUACGCUCAGGACAAUAGCAUCUUCAGCUGGAUUGUCUGAAGACGUGCGGCAUGUGCUGCAGAA